AUGAUGAUGCCGAAGCCGAGAUUAAGGGAAAGUCGAGAACCAAAAGCCGAGAACCCAGCAAGGGGUGAGUAAAUGAGUGCUUUUGCUGAUGCACUGAGAAGGGAUCAAGACCUAAUGCGAAAUAAGCCAGCCUUCGAUGCCCAAAGGAAUGCUUGGUGGCUUGGUUAAAUGGUGAAGGGGGCCUUGGGAUCCAAAUGCUGAGAAUGUGUGUUAAUUAUAUCAUGAUUGAAGAGAUGGUUUUGGGAUAUUGCUGAAGGAAGCUGAGACCAGAAUGCCAAGAACGUCAGUUAACAAUCGAACAUGUCACAUGUGUGUUGUGGAGGUGCUGAGUGUGGUAGCCAAGAGUGAUAGUGAGUCUAAAGGCGGUGAAAAUAAGUAUUAAGCGAUUACGUGGAAGAGUUCUCAAGGUCGAGUCGACAUUGAAGCCAAAAAGGAGUGAAGCUGAGACGGAAACUGAGAAUGUGGUCGGCAACAAAAGUCAGACUGUACCUAGGGUUAUUGCACGUCUCAAAAGGUUCGUAUAAGCAAUUGUGGAUGAUAACAGUAUGUGCUUUGAAACGUAGUUGGAUAUAUCUCGACAACUGUCGUAUUAUCCCCGGCGGUGCACAUUGUGUUUUUAUCAUCUUCCAAAUAUCUGCAGGCUUCAUCACAAGGGAACGUCUCGCAGCCAGCCUUCCUACCCCUUCCUCAAGUAAGGAUACACAACCUGUAAACCACUGUUAA
Molecule: messenger RNA, 723 nt
Organism: Sclerotinia trifoliorum
Lineage: Eukaryota; Fungi; Ascomycota; Leotiomycetes; Helotiales; Sclerotiniaceae
Source: the annotation of a GenBank genome assembly